AAGGGAUAGACACAAAAGAACCGAUUAUUUAUUUCAACAAACUAUAAGAAAAUAUGCUCUAAGAAUUCCGAUUCGUUUUCUGUUACUUGUUCUUGUUUUCUUAAGUUCAUUCAAUUCCGGCGGCAAUUCAUAGACGGUUUCUUAGCGCAUUCUUGUUGGCAGUCGUAGCGUGUUCUGAGUGUCUGAAGAUGUCGUUGAACGACUUCUUUGCUAAACAAAAUAAGAAGAAGUCCAAGAAAAAACAAAAUCCAACAGAACUAAUGGAUUUACUCACAAAAGGGGGUGAAGUACUCAAAUCCUACCCAGAAUCUAAUGCUCCACAAGAAAACAAGCCUAUUACUUCUGAGAAAGAUGACGAGUGGGAAAUAAUAGACGACGAAAAAGAAAUAGAUCUUCAGAACAUUCGGGUCUACAAUCUGUCCUCUACCAUAACUGACGAUUCUGCUAAAAAUUUGUCAAAAAACAAAGAUUCUCGUGAAGGUGAUGGUGAAUCUGUGGUGGAGAAGAAGGUUUGGGGUGCGAAGCCCAUCGAAACUCCCGAAGAACCCGUAGAAGCAGUUGUACAACCACCACCUAAACCUAGCGUCUACAUUCCUGCUCCGUUGAGACUGGGAGGCAGUGCUUUUGGUCCUGUAGCUCCAAAGCCAAAUGUAGCCAGUUCAAUGGAUUUUCCUACCUUAGAUGCAUCUGUGAAUGAACCUCAGAAAAAGGAAACUCAACCAAAUAAUGAUAAUGAUGAUAAAAACUCACCUUGGCAACAGGCAGGUGUACGUCGUGCUAACCCAAUAUCUAGUACAUUACCAAUAGCCGUCAGUAACACAUCAUCCACAUAUGUUCCACCAAGCUUGAGACAGUCAGGGGCUCCAGGCUUCAAAAGUGUGGGUCCAGGUUAUACUGGAGAUGGCUUCCGGCCUCAUAAUGAUCCACCUUUCCGUUCAGAUAUAGAUCCAGGAUUUAAAAGAUUUACUGAAAAUCCAGGACUUCGCGAAGCCGCUUCUUCAGGUGGUGGUUGGGCUAGAGGAAAUAUUAUCAGUGUGAAUCCCACUAACAAUCCUGCUGAACAACUGCCGCUGAAUCCCUCAAAUACAAGUUUCCACACAGUUUCAGAAAACACAAAUGGAUGGUCUAGGAAUGUAAAUGUGAAGACAUACAAGGAUGUACGUGAGACGCCUGGGCUAGAAAUCGACUUAAAAAACAGAUUCACAGCAUUUAAUGAAACCUGAGACUGACCGUCAAAUGGGCUUUCAUCAGUUUAUCUAUUAAUUUCCAUCUUACGAAAGUAAUGAUUAAUGCUUUAGUAUAUCUGGAAAGUGAUAUUUUGAACAAUUUCGAAGAAGCAAUCGGAGACUAGCUGUUGACUGUACAUUGAUUUUUGAUAAGUUUAUAUUUCUAAUGGAAAGUAUCACGUGCUUAUUUUCCUCCUAUUAUAACAGGUAACCUUAAUGAAUUAUGCUUGGUAGGUGUGGUUGACCUUCACUCAACAACACAUUUCUAAUACAGAACUUAUUUCCAAUGUGUGGUGAAAAUCAUUUGAUCAUCACAAUGUUUUGAAAUUAACAUCUUUUGAUUCUAUCGUUUUAAUGCUCUGAGAUGUGGGACCAAUUAUUUUUCCGAUAACGUGUUCGUUUAACUUCACUAUUUUUCUUAUAAAGUUCACGAGAUUCGUGCAUGUUAUUCUAAAAAGUACUACUUUUAUCCUCAUAUGUGCUGAAUUUUUGUAGAACAUCAUUUUCCUUGUUUAGAUUCUGGUCAUUCGCUUGAGAGUCUUCAGUACUUAGUUCUAUUUUAUAUUACGGUUGAUCCAUGACAGUCGUAUGCAGCAUACUCACUCAUUAAGUAGUUACUCAUAAAUGUCAUACCAGUGCACAAGUGUACUGUCAAGUUGCAGAGAAAAACCAUAGUUUAGAUGUUGAAUAAACAUAAUUAAGUUUCUGUACUGAUGUUUCCCUUUUCGUAUCCUGCAUUGUGCAGCAUCCAAGUUUUAGUGAGAGCGCUGUGUUUUUCCAAACAUCCCAAGGGUCACAUUGUCUAUUUCAUUUCACCUUCAUCACAGUGCCAGAUUAUUCAUACUGUACUUUCUGCUAAGUCCAGGUCGCUCGGGAAAAGUUGGUUAAAGUGAGUGGUAGGACUAAGUAACUACUAUUAAGAGACGAAGUUUUAUUAUGGUUAGCCUUCCCUAUGUUUAUAAAGUUGAGUUGAAAGAAGUAGAUCUCAGAAAUACGAAACUUAUCUGCUACUAUUCCCAAGAAGAUCUGUUUUAAUUGGUCUCAAGUAGUCUGUACGGUCGCACUAUAAUAAUUAAUAUUUUCUUCAUAGAUGAUUGGAGGGAAUUAGUUGUAGAUCACUUAUUCUUCAACCAAUUAUUACCAGACUUAAGCCUCGUGGGUUUGGUAUCAUUUACAUGCAGUUUUUAUGCCGACCCCUAUCAGUUGAAUGUAACAAUUCAAUAAAAUGUAGACUCGUCAUUUUCACCUGAGAAUCUAUACCUGAAAGUAACGGAGGAAAUUUCGGUAAAAACUUUGUCAACUGGUUGCGUGUAUUUAUUUUGGAACUUAAACUAUUAAUAUAAUAAUAUCUGACUGAAACGAGAUUACAUGUUAGUUGAUUUGUGAAUAAAUUUCACUUUACUCGUCCGAACUGUCAUCAGAAUUGAUUACCUCAAGUGGUGUUCGUCAGGGCUGUUCACUCCCCAUUCUUGUUCAACUUUGUGGUCGACGUACUUUUAGAGAUAACGCUUUCCUCAUCUAAAUUUUCAGGAGUUGAACUUCUACCAGGAGAUUCACUUGUGGACUUAGAAUAUACUGAUGACGUAGUUUUAUUUGGUGAAGACGCUGACAAAAUGCAGUCUCCUAACCAUUAUAAGCAACAAUGCAAUCAUGUCCCGGAUGAGGUUCUUCCCCUCGAAAUGCAUAAUGUUGCUUUAGGAUUGGGUGGCAUCGUCACCCGAACUAAUGAUAGCGAGUGAAGUAGUUGAGCGUGUCGACCGCUUCACUUAUCUGGGGAGUCUCACCAGCCCUUGUGGUCUGGUGUGUGACGAAAUCUCAGCACGGAUACAGAAGGCUCGACUAGCUUUCCCCAACCUGUGUUAUUUAUGGCGUAGGCGAGAUAUCCGUCUAUCAACCAAAGGACGGGUUUACUGAGCAGCAGUUCGUUCCGUCCUACUUUAUGGCAGUGAAACAUGGCCGGUAAGAGUAGAGGAUAUUCGUAGGUUACUAGUAUUUGAUCAUAGGUGUCUUCGAAAUAUUGCUCGUAUAUCCUGGGACCAUCGAGUAAGUGACGCAGUUGUUAGGAAACGGGUUCUAGGUAAGGAUGGCAAAUCAGUUGAUGAAGUAGUGGAACUUCAUCAGUUGAGAUGGUUGGGACACGUGUUACGUAUGCCCAACCACCGACGUGUGAUGUUUUAUGGUGUGGGAGUAGAUUGGGAGAAGGUUAGGGGUGGCCAGACCAAAACUGCACGAUUCCAUGAAAUCACUGACAAGUGGUAGGUGUAGAUUACCGUGUUGGGGACCGCGAGACGAUAGCAUUCGAUGGUUAGAGACCUUGAUUGACGUGACUCAAAGUCGAUUGCAAUGGUGCAGGUGCAUCCAUUCUUUGUGUUUUCCCAAAUUGUAAUCUGAAUUCUUUGUGUCCCUCUUUUCAAAUUUAUUUCACUGAAUUACACUCUUUGAUUCAUCUCCAAACCCUAAUCUUUCCGAUUACUGUUCAUACUUUUACUAGCACUACCACUACGGGAUUUGAAUCGACAAUUUUAUAUGUGUGCUAAUGUGGUAUUGCAACUUCAACGAAUGUCUGUACAUAAGAAGUCCUAAGUUGCUACUGACUAACGUCCAAAUCUGCAUGUAGUACUGGCGCUAUGCGGUCUGGCAGGUACAAGGAUUAUAUGAAGCAAAAUAGUAGGGAACUUACAUAACUGGUUCCUAAUUAAUAUUUAGAUGUGUUCGAAUGUAUAGUGUCGUACUAACCUGGGACAAUUGGAAGUAUAAUGCUUCGUAAUUCGGUUAAUUGCAAUUCGUUUGCGUAAAGAGUGAGCUUCGUGAGGAAUUAGCUUUUUCUCUGGAUAAAUUAGGUUUUCAAUGCCGGGCAAAUUCUUUUAAUCACUCAUCCUGUAUAAUUUUAAUCGGACUUGGUUUAUUUUAAUACUACUUCUGACAACGCUUGGCUGAAUUACGCUGCAUUAGAUAUUCAUCGCUAACAAGAUUUUUCGGUAUCAUUUCCCAAUGUUAACUCAAUAAUAACAGAGGAGUCUAUAUUUGGCGCUUCAUGAAAUUCACACAAAUAUGUAAAUCUUUAGAUGAUAAUAGAGGGGGACCGAAUUUAUAAUUCCUAGAAAUGAGAUCGUCUCCUGUAUUCUGCAAUGCUAAAAAUUAUGGCCUGUGAAAGGGAAGUGUUAUGUGGUAGCGAAAGUAAAAUAUGAUUGGUCACUGAGCAUGGACAAGAAGGUACUUAGUCUACUGAAGAUGUGAUCUUUCGUCUCACUGAGAGCGACUUGUAAUUUUGUUGAGAAAGUAUUAUCUAGUCUAUACUCCGGUCCUGCAUUCUGCAUCUGAUAUAAUGUGGCUAGUCUCAUUGUACUAACGUAUUAUUGAAGUAUAACCCAUCCGAUACAUCAAAAGUUAAUCGGUUUCAUUAGGUGAUAAUUUUUGGGUUAGGUGGAGCGCUUUGACGAAUUAGGAAAUAUGCGGUUGAAACAAAUGACAGUUCAAUUCCUAAGUACUGCCGGCGGCUAGUUAUGACGCGAACGUACGAUUGGUCGUGUCAUGAAAAUACCAUAGGUAGUCAGCUCGACAUGAUAUUUCUCGAGGAAAGAGUAUUUUUAUAUCCUGAUGCCGAGGAACUCGAGUUUUGCCAGUCCACAUGUAUAUAGAAGGAAACAUGGGACAUUGCUUCCAUAUCUCAGCUUGUUUACGUUCUGUGAAAUUAAGUUAUUGUCAGCCUGAGGAUCACUAUUUGUUACCAAUCAAAUAAAUUCAAUCAGAAAUAUAGGUAUUGAGGAUAUACUGCAAAACGAAAAAUAACAGAAUCACUCAGGAAUGUUGAAUUAUUCUUAAAUUAAUUUGUUGGCAGAAACUAGGGUGUAUAUUUUAAUAGCAACUAUUAGGUAUUCAGUCUUGAAAGAAGAUUUUCGUGUGAAUGUCAGUCAGUCGAUUGAUAUUUGUCAUACUAUGUAUAUUUAUUUUGAGUUUGUGGCUUCAGUUGUAUGGACAGUUUCGAUUCAGGCAUCUGAGCUACUCGACCACAUAUCAUUCAGUAGUUCAAUAAUAUACCAGAACAGAACUGUUGGUGAAAUUUCGAAUUAUUGUUAUAUAAACGGAAGGAAAUCAGUAUUCAUCGAUGACGUUAUCUUCUAUCCAUAUGAGUACUCAUCGCCAGUCCGUAAGAAGAUGCUUAGAUCAGAUUAUUCCGUAGAAAAUACUCCUCAUCUACCUGUCGGAAAUCGAUCAGCCUAAAUAAAUACACAUAGAUUGUUUUAAUAAAAUUCUCACAACUAGUGAUAAAUGUUUAGUCUCCAAAGGCAUAUGAUUGAAAAUUUUCAUUUGUCUACGAAAUCAGUUAAUCAUCUUUCCCGAAAAUUGGGGUAACAGCACUACAAAGGAUCAAUACAGCUUUCAAUCUAAACACGGACAAACUCGAAUUCAAGAUAACUCUUAACAACAGGUUCCAAGCCUUACAGGAUCUACUCGAACAAAAAGAAACUACUAUGGAGGGUGGUUCGAAAGGGAUCAAGGAAGCAUUAACUUCAACGUGUCAGGAGGUGUUGGUUAGCAACAAUUUUCAUCAUGAGGGCUGGAUCUCUAUCGAAACCCUGAGCAGGAUCCGAGAAAGGAAGAACAAGAAGACAACAAUUGAACAUGAUCAUAGAAAAUCAAUACACAGAAGCAAACAAACAUGGGAAGAGGAGCAUUAAAGCUGACAAGCAGAAAUAUGUGGAAGACCUAGCAACGACAGAGGAAAAAGAUGCAACAGGAGGAAAUAUGAAACAACUAUAUGACACGACGAGGAAACUGGCAGGGAAAUAUAUCUAACCAGAAAGACCGGUCAAGGAUAAAGAAGGUAAGACAAUAACGUAAUUCAGGAACAGAGGAACAGAUGGGUAGAAUACUUUGAGGAACUCUGGAAUAGAUCAGCCCCACUGGAUCCACCAGACAUCGAGGCAGCACCUACAAACCUUCCUAUGGAUGUCACUCCAUCAACGAUUGACGGAAUCAGGAUGGUCAUCAGACAAAUCAAGAGUGAGAAAGCAGCAGCACUUGACAAUAUACCAGCUGAAGUCAGACAUACAAGCAACUGCAAACAGAAUGUCUCCGAACCGGAAGAAAGAUUGAGCGGAUGCGCAUCUGCGAGAUCAACAGGUCGGAUUCCGUGAAAAUCGGUUGUGCACAGUCCAAAUCGCGAUACUAAUGAUCAUUAUUGAACAAUCAGCUAAAUAGACCUCGUUGCUGCACAUCAACUUCCCUGGUUAUGAGGUGUUUGACGGCGUGGAUAGGAGAACCUUAUGGAACAUUCUUCGAUACUAUUGUGCACCUGAGAAAAUCAUCCGAAGUUUAUACGAUGGACUACACUGCAGAGUGGUGCAUUGAGGACAACUGAUACACGCAUCCCAAGUGAAGACAUGUAUCAGAUAAGGAUGCUUAAUUCCACAUUUUUUCUUCUAGUGGUUGAUUGGAUUAUGAAGACCUCUACAUCUCAGAGUAAUCUCUACAUACAAUGGGAAACUUGAGUGCGGCUAGACUAUUUGGACUUCAUAGAUGAUCUAGCUCUUCUGUCCCAUACACACCAGCAAAUGCAGGCAAAGACAACCGGUGUAGUAGUAGGCCUCAACAUACACAAGGGGGAAGUAAGAUCCCCAGAUACAACACAGAGAACACUAACCCAAUCACUCUUGUUGAAACUCUGGAAGAGGUAGAAACUUUCACGUACCUGGACAUCAUCGUAGAUGAACGUGGAGAAUCGGAUGCAGACGUGAAGGCAAAUCAUGUGCAGCAUUACUAUAGUUGAAGAACAUUUGGAACUAAUUUAUUUAUUUAUUUAUUUCAACACAUAGAUAUUGGUACAAAGAGGCACCAAAUACAUAUGCGCCACACAAAUCUCAUUCGAUAUGUGUGAGGUCUGUGGUACUGCCCGGGUGCCUAAACCGAAGCAGGUGAUUUUCUUAGGGGGCCACACCCGGAGCCUUCGACCUGAAGGUCUGAUCCACAAGGCAGUGAAGCAACACCAGGAGAUGCAGUCCUAUGGUAACCGGUGACCAACAACUGGUUCAUACACCAUUUGUUCUCUCAGGAUCCUGGAGCCCAUGUGCAUCAUUGGUUUGGAAUCAGGGUUUUCCAACUCCUCUAGGUGGACUCUCCAUGUCCACCAACCCGAUUAAAGCGCCGGACAUUCGCUUUUUGUCCUCUCAUUUUCGUAAACAACACCCCCGCCACGAGAAGGCAGUGAGUAGGACUUCCCUGGCAGAGGCUAUACAGGCGUGGCCAUGUGAGAGCAUUUCGAGAGGGAGAGCGGACUCUCCCCACUCGGCCGUACCAGGGCAUUUGGGAACUCAAAAAAACUAUCAACCAAUAUCAAAGUGAGAAUCUUCAAUACGAACGUCAAGACAGUUCUACUGUACGGAGCUGACACUUGGAGAGUUACAACAACCAUCAUCAAACAUGUAAAAGUACUUAUAAGCAAUUGUCUACGCAAGAUACUCAAUGUGCAAUGACCAUACCGUCAGUAACUGCCUACUGUGGGAGAGAACUAAUCAACAUCCAGCCGAAAAGUUAAUUAGGAAAAGACGUGGGAAGUGAAUAGGACAUAUAUUGCUAAAAUCAUCAAACUGCAUCACGAAGCAAGUGCUAACUUGGGGUCUUGAAGGGAAACUGAAGUACAUACUGCGUUGAGAAUCGGAAGCAGACAUGAAACAUGAAUGGCAACCAGAAACAACUAGAAAGGAUUUCUCAGGACAGAGUUGGAUGGAGAAUGCUGGUGGGCGGCCAAUGCACCUCCACGAGUGAUAACAGGCCCAAGUAACUAAGUGUUUUCUUACUAUGAUAGAAACUAAUUCACUUCCUCCUAUUAACACAGUUAUUUACUAUUUGGUGAUCAUGACUCUAUCAUUACUCAUAUUUAUGCUGUUUUAUAUACAGCUUAUAUUCGUACUGUUUUGAUGCAGUAUUUGGAACAUUAAUGGUAGUUUGUUUUUUCACAUAUAUUCACUCAUUAGGCUGGCUGUUUUGUCUCUUAAAAUUCGUUCGCUUAGCCAGAGGGUUGUGUUACGCAACUUAUUAUUAUAUGCUUGAUCACUUUGGUCAUGCUAUCAUUCAUAGGUUAGUAUUGAUCCAUCUACGAUCUCUUCAUAACAGUUAAUUAAAUGAUGUCUUUUUGGUUUAUAUCUCUUCUAUUAUUCUUUUUCCCUAGUAAAUGAACUAUUCAAAACAUAUGUAAAUUGAG
Molecule: messenger RNA, 8427 nt
Organism: Schistosoma haematobium
Lineage: Eukaryota; Metazoa; Platyhelminthes; Trematoda; Strigeidida; Schistosomatidae
Gene: CDV3
Product: cdv3
Exons: 4
Coding region: 189-1223 (344 amino acids)
Cellular component (GO): cytoplasm
Source: RefSeq, a predicted model, not a curated record